AUGUCAGAGUUAUUAAAAGAAGCUAAGAUCAGUCGUAGAAAUGCCAAAGCAACGUUAACCAGAGCAGGGAAAACAUUAAGACAUACACUCCACGUACAGCGACCAGCAGAGGAGGUUAAACAAUCGCUAACUAAGCUACAAGAAGCAUAUGAAAAAUUGAUAACUAAACACGAAGAACUUACUAAAUUAAUCGAAGACGAUGCAGAAUUCGAAACGGAAGAAGCCUGGCUAGCCGAUUGUCAGGAAGCUUUUAUGAAUUUUGAGAUAGAAGGCAAAAAACAUCUAGAUGAAGCUGCAAAACAAGUAAGCAAAGAAAAUAUAACGAACAGUCAGCCUAGUGCAAGUGACGCUCAUAACGAAAAUAAUAGCGACCAAAAUGAAAACAACAAUGUUAAUUUAGAGCAAGUUUUGGCAGACAACGCCCUGUCUGUCUCAACCGGAAGUCAACCUGUCACGACGGGGGGAGAGGUACCCACUGAAAACACAGCGCGUGCGGAUUUAAGAUGGAAAAACCAAAAUUGCCUAAAUUUUCGGGAGAUGUACGGGUGUACGCAAUAUUUAAAGCCUAUUUUAAGCAUGCUAUUGAACCAAGGUCCUCUAAACGUGAUGCUGUAACACUUUUAUGAACAUGUUUAAACGGAAGACCACUUGAACUGAUUAAGGGCAUCGGAACAAAUUACGAUGCAGCUUGGGAAUACUUGGACUCGAUUUACGGUUAUCCUAGAGUAGUAUCAGAUACAGUAAUGCAAGAUAUAGUCAAGUUUAGAGCAGUAAAUAGUGACGAAGAUGGCCGAUUUUGUGAACUUGUACACUUGGUAAAGAGAAGUUAUAACACGUUAAAGGAAGUUGGUUUGCCAAAUGAUAUGGAUAACAGCCACAUGUUAUCGAUCAUUGAAAAAAAGAUGUGUGUUGACGAUAGAAAAGUUUGGUCACGUGACCUCGAGAAAGACAAGAAAACAGCAUCGUUACAUGGCUUAAUGACAUGGAUGAAUGUCGAGAUGAAGUCCAGAAUGAGAGCGUCUGCACCAUUGAGAACAAGUACCAAACAUUCAAUCAAUCAUUUAAAGCAAUUCCAGGGAGGCGAAGACCAAUUCUCAAACCACCGAUGUUGGCUUUGUAAAACGUCAUCCCAUUGGGUGGAUCAAUGUCCGAAGUUUUCGUCCUUAAAUCAUGACCAACGCCUACAAUGCGCAAGAGAACACCACGCCUGUUAUAGCUGUUUAAAGAGAGCCAGUAGAAACCACCGGAUGUCGAACUGUUCUCGAAGAAAACAAUGCAUGGAAAAGGAAAAUGGUGUCCAGUGUGUGCAUUUCCAUCACCCCCUCUACCGAAAUGGUAGCCAAAGAGCAGAUGUUACUUCAGUUACGACGGACCAAGAAGCCUUACUUCCAGUCAUUUCAGUGAAUAUUGAUGGAGAAAACAACCUGUACAAGCGUGGCAACGUAUUAUUGGACUCUGGAGCUCAAUUAAGUCUUAUACGUCAGGAAACAGCAGAAACCCUUGGACUAGAAGGAGAUAACAUUUCGAUUACGUUGACGAAAGUUGGAGGCGAAGAGGAAGAAAUCAGUACGAAGGUCUACAAAAUUCAAGUUAGCCCACCAGACAGCAACAAGAGAUUUGUUAUAAAAGCAGUCAGUAUCCCUACCAUCAGUGUUGAUAUCGCUGGAAUCAAGACAAAGGAGAUUGCAAAACAGUUGGGAUUGAAAGAUAAGAUUCACCGUGGUAAAGGACCCGUUGACAUUUUAAUCGGUAUUGAUCAUCCGAGCAUGCACACCGGAGAAACUAAACAAGUCGGAGAUUUAGUAGCAAGAAGCUCACCUUUAGGAUGGGUUAUAUUCGGAGCCAAACCAGGAGAAACACUGCGAGCCAGCCAGAUAUUUCAUAUCAAAUACACAGCCCCUCUAAAUUUAUCAGAAUUCUGGACGACGGAAUCAAUGGGAGUGGCAGUAGAGUUGUGUCAAUGCACUGCGAGCAAACUUAGCCCGACCGAGAUAGAAGAGACAAGGAUUACCGAAGAUUCAUGCAAGAAAGUAGGUGACCAGUGGAUGGUGUCAUAUCCUUGGGAGAAAGAUCCGAAGGGACUACCUGAUAACAAACAGGCAAUGAAAAGACUCGAAGCGACGGAAAGCAGACUCGGAAAGCAGACUCGAAAGGAAUCCUGAACAUGCAAAAGCGUACGAUAUGCAGAUAAUGGAGAUGAACAAUCUGAACUUUGCAAGAAAACUUGAAGAAAAAUAAAUAAAUGAUUAUAACGGUCCUAUUCAUUACAUCGCCCACCACUCGGUAGUCAAAUCUCAAAGCAAAAGUACACCCAUCAGGAUAGUCUUCAACUCGUGCUCUGUGUACCAAGGUCAGUGCCUCAACGAUUAUUGGCUCAAAGGUCCAGAUUUACUUAACAACUUAUUCGGAGUCAUCCUACGAUUCAGAGAAAACAAAGUGGCAUUGAAUGCAGAUAUCUCAAAGAUGACCAUAGGGUGCUAAUUCCACUUGAAGAUCAGCACGUCCACAGAUUUCUAUGGAGGAACAUGGAGACAAACAGACCACCUGAUACAUAUGUUAUGAAUGUGAUAACUUUCGGUGAUAAACCUGCGCCAGCUAUGGCCCAAAUAGUGUUAAAGAAGACGGCUGUAGAAGGUGAAGCUAUGAAUCCCAGAGCAGCGCAAAUGGUGAAAGACAAUACGUAUAUGGACGACAUAUUAGAUUCGGUUAACACUGUAAAAGAAGCGGAGGAGCUUUCACGUGCAAUCGAUGACAUACUUGCAAACGGCGGUUUCAAGGUGAAGGAAUGGCGAUCUAACGAAGAUCUAAACAAAAACAAUGCAAGAAAUGGAAGAAAUCAAGGUCCCUCAAGGAACAUCAGAGGAGAAUGUACUCGGUGUCGUGUAGAACAACAGUGAUGACAUGUUGAAAUACAAAGUUGUACCUGACAUCCUGAAGUCCCGAGGUGCAUUUGGAACUUGUGCAUAUAUCAGAAGCGUGGAUGUGAGCGGUUUAGUUGCAGUGAAAUUCGUAGCAGCCAAGUCACGAGUCGCUCCACUGAAGGAGUUAAGUAUUCCGAGACUAGAACUUCAAGCAGCGGUACUGGCUAGUAGGUUAUGCAAAACCAUACAAGAAACGCGAAUGCAGUUCAAAGAAAUUAUCCUGUUCACGGACAACACAAUUAUGUUAGCAUGGAUUCGUAGCAAAGGAAGACGUUUUAAGCCAUUCGUAUCAAGCAGAGUCGGAGAGAUUCAGAGCAAUGUACAACCCUGUCAAUGGAGACAUAUUCCUAGUGAGAGCAACGUUGCUGACGACGUUUCCCGUGGAAUAACGGUCGUUGAAUUAUCGGGCAGAUGGAAAGAAGGACCAGAUUUUCUACGCAAACCUACGGAGGAAUGGCCACAUGAAGAUUUCAAACCAGAUGUCAAAGAAGUUGAGAAAGAAGUUAGGAAGAAACAAACGGUAGCAUCCGCAGCAGUAACGACAGCGAAAGAGAGUGUUAUAGAUUGCAAUGUAUAUUCGACAUGGAAGAAUUAAUCAGAGUCACUGCAUGGGUAUUAUGGUUAAAGAAUAACCUGAUGGCGAAAAUAAAGCCUGGUAACGAAGCGCGCAAAGCCAACCAAGCACCCUUGACACCAGAGGAGCUCGAACAAAGUCGCAUUUACUGGAUCAAGCACACCCAAACGAGUUUGGAAGAAAGAGUAAAGAAAAACGAGUUCAAGAUGCUGACUCCAUUUGUUGAUGCUGACGGUAUUAUACGAGUCAGAGGACGUGUAGAUAAUGCAGUCGUUUCUUAUGAAACAAAGCAUCCUGUAUUAUUACCGUAUAGCCACAGAGUAUCUCGUCUUAUUACAGAAGAAGCCCACCGAUGUGGACAUUCGGGGAUUGCAACAACAGCCGCUAAAACAAGACGUAUGUAUUGGAUAAUACGAGUUCACGACAUCGCCAAAGCUGUCAAAUUCAAGUGUGUCGUUUCUUCAAAUGAAUAA
Molecule: messenger RNA, 3968 nt
Organism: Paramuricea clavata
Lineage: Eukaryota; Metazoa; Cnidaria; Anthozoa; Malacalcyonacea; Plexauridae
Source: the annotation of a GenBank genome assembly